Antechinus flavipes (yellow-footed antechinus) is the source of this 2665-nucleotide messenger RNA. RefSeq names its product cadherin-related family member 3-like. The transcript has 12 exons. Gene Ontology annotation, biological process: calcium-dependent cell-cell adhesion; multicellular organism development; synaptic transmission, glutamatergic. The coding region runs from base 1 to 1662 and encodes 553 amino acids. The record is from RefSeq and is a predicted model, not a curated record. Gene Ontology annotation, cellular component: membrane; synaptic cleft; adherens junction. NCBI's taxonomy places the organism in Eukaryota, Metazoa, Chordata, Mammalia, Dasyuromorphia, Dasyuridae. Gene Ontology annotation, molecular function: calcium ion binding; cadherin binding.
AUGGAAUGUCUUGAUGUUCCAGUGGGAGGAACUGUGAUGGUCGCUAACCGUCUGGAUCUGGAGGAGGCUGACUUUGUGAGUGUUCAGUCCUUUACCAUUAAGGCAUGUGAUGAAGACAAGCAGUGUGCAGCUGUUCCUGUGAUGGUGUACAUUCAUGGGAUCAAUGAUAAUCCGCCAUUCUGCAUUGAGGUAAUUGCAAAUAAAACAGUUGUUGCUAAAGUGGUGUGCCAUGACGUUGACAAGUCCCCAGAUGUGCUUCAGUAUGCUCCUAAUAGUGGACCACUUGGUGAGGGAGAGUUGUUUGAACAAGUACCAGACUUUAACAAUAUGAUCUGGGUGACCAAAGACUUGGAUUAUGAAAAGCCAGAGCCUCCUGCGGUGGGUCAUACCUACGAGAUGAUGCUUUCUGUCUUCGAUGGCACCAGGCCCUCCCACACAGUCACUGUUACGAUCCUUGUGGAGAUUGUUCCUGCCAAUGAAUUUAGUCCAGUUUUUAGGCCUGCAAGUUACUCAUUCUCUGUUCCAGAAACAUCAGGAGCCUCCUAUGAAGUUGGAAGAGUGACUGCUUUUGAUGAAGACAGUCCACUGAACUGUGUGAGAUAUAAAAUAAUCAGAGGAGACACCCAGAUUAUUCGAAGAUUCUGGAUUCAUCCACUAACUGGAAUGAUAGAACUGACCACCCGACCAGAUUAUGAAUCUCUGAAGCAGUAUAACCUCACCAUAGAAGCUGUGGAUUGUGACCAAGCUCAACCACGGUCAGCUGUUACCACAGUUACAAUUGACAUAAAGGAUGAGAAUGACGAAGCGCCUGUCUGCAAACCAUCUAAGUAUAAGGCAGUCAUUUUUGACAGUGUUGCUGCUGGAACAAACGUCAACAGUUUCAAGCUAAGCUGCCAUGACAGAGAUUCACGCGAUACUGAAAUGCACUUUGAGAUAGUUUCUGGAAAUGAGAAACAACAUUUUGGAUUUGAUCCUACUCGGGGCUCAAAUACUCCAAAGCUAAUUGUGACAAAUCCCUUUAAUUUUAUGUCUGGAGCAGAUUUUCAACAGCACUAUCGUCUUGUGGUACACAUUAUUGAUGACAAUUUGCAGCAUGGCAAAGUUGUGUAUCCUCAAACUGGGACUGUCAUGAUAGAUAUUUUUGUGACAAGACAAAAUACACCAGCUCCUCCAGUCACCAGUUUUGAACAAAAGAAAGGUGUGACCAUUGUAUACACCUCUAUAAACACAUAUAGUCCCAAGGACUGGUACAUCCCUUUCAUCUUUACACUGAUGGCGGUUUUCCUGGCUGGACUGCUUUCCUGGACGUGUUACCUGCUUGUGAAAUAUAGCAGCAUUACAGCCAGGUGCCAAAAACUGACCAAGGAACUCUUGAAACCCAAAAGCAAAGGAAAGAAGUACAUAGCAGGAAACAAAAAUACCAAUGAUGACAUGGUAUCAGGAAGUAGAAAUAAAAAAGUUGAAGUGAUAACUGAAACAACUGUGUAUGAGACAGUGUUUGAUGGAGAAGCAAUUGAUCCAGUUACAGGAGAUGUAUAUGAAUAUAACAGCAAGUCGGGAGCUCGGAAAUGGAAGAAGAUGCCUAGAGCACCAAAGGAUCUGGUGGCCAAUGUACAAACGAUCUCAGAGAUGCUCCCUAUUGAUGAACCUAUUCAGGGAUGAUAUAUCUACAUCUUAUCUUACACGUUACAAAGAAUCUACAGAAUCCCUCUCAAUACUUUAACCAUUGUCUUUUGCUAAGUGGAAUGACAUGUAUUUUUAACUCUGUUUUCCAAAAUUAAAAUGUAAAUUUUGGACAGUUGCAUGCCUUCCAGCACAUGAAUAGUCAAAAUUUAAGCUCUGGGGACAGACUCGAAGGACUGAAUUUUAAUCCUCAAGAGUUUUCCUGAUGGCAGCAAAAUUCUUUUCUCAUUUAAUCAGCUUUUUUUUUUUUUUUUUUUUAACCUUCUGCAGAACUACUUGGAAUGAUUUCUUCCAGUUACUGGUAAUCAUUCAAAAUGAAUGAUUUUUUAAAAAGCUCAAUUGAUCUGGCCUUUUAAUUUUCUUUUUAUAGUUUUCGAUGCAAAAUGGCCCUGCCAACUCUUUACUUAUUAAUGGCUUGUAAAUGCGAUUUUGCAAUCAAGGCUGUCACUGCCAUCAGUGAAGUCUGUGACAUCUUGUUUUAGUAAAUGAAGUUUUAAAGUCCACCAAGACUAUUGUGCUUCCUAAUUCAUAUUUGUAGAACACUCUAAGAAGGUGACGCCUUCUGAUAACUCCUUAUAACAGCACUAUGUGGUAAUUCAUUCAAACAUUCUUCUCCCUAUUUGAUAGGUGAGGAAAGUGAGGAUCAGUGACUUUCUUCUUCAAGAUCACAAGUAGUAAGUGUCAGAGCCAGUGUUCUAACCCAUGUCUCACAAGGUCAAUAAUCUUUUAAUAGAAACUACAAACCUAGACUGACCUGGUAAGUCAGAUAAUGCUAUUCUUUUCAUUCUCUUGGGCUUAGACAACAGGGUGCCCAUCAUGACCAAUUUCUAAGUCUGAAUCUCCAUGCACAACAUAAUAACUAGUAUUGAGCUGGUAAUUUUAUAAUAACUGGCAUUUACAUAGGUUUGCAAAGCAUGUUACAUUCAUGAUUUCAUUUAAUUCUCAUAACUACUUUAGGAAAUAAAUUUUGUUGUGUAAUUGA